This is a messenger RNA of Tripterygium wilfordii, 2014 nucleotides long. RefSeq names its product stomatal closure-related actin-binding protein 2-like. Gene Ontology annotation, molecular function: actin binding. The transcript is spliced from 13 exons. Gene Ontology annotation, biological process: actin filament organization; regulation of stomatal movement. Bases 282 to 1757 code for a protein of 491 amino acids. The record is from RefSeq and is a predicted model, not a curated record. NCBI's taxonomy places the organism in Eukaryota, Viridiplantae, Streptophyta, Magnoliopsida, Celastrales, Celastraceae.
GGGAGAGAGAGAGAGAGUUUGUUGAAGAAGAGACACAUAGACAGAGAGGUCAGGGACAAAGACGCUUCUUUUGCUUUUUUCCUUGACUUCCUUUUAAAAAAGCAAAACCCAGAAGCCAUUAAUCCUCAGGUUCUUCUUCUUCUUCUUCUCAUUUCGCAUUUCACAUUUUCUCUGCACUUUCUUCCGUCUAUACAUUUGCUGUCCUCAAGUUGCUAGAGGAAUCUUUGAGCAUGCAGCAGUGUUAGCAGAGCUAUAUAUAAUUUAGAAUCUACAUUAAACCAAUGACGAAGAUAAGUCCUGAAUUUGAAGAAAAUAUGCCGGCAGAAGUAAUUCUUCCUGUCUCAGCUGAUGUGAGCUUUGCCUGUAACCAUUUCCCAAAAUAUAAAUUAGGCCCCGAUAAUCAAAUUUUGGAUGAGCCUAAGGAGGACAACAAGGGUCCAUCCUUAAAGGAGGUUGUUGAACGGGAAACUUCUCAGCUGUCAGAGCAGCAUAAGCGCCUCUCAGUUCGUGAUCUUGCCAGUAAAUUUGACAAGAACCUGUCUGCGGCUGCUAAGUUAGCUGAUGAGGCAAAGCUUAGAGAAGUUGCCUCUUUGGAAGGGCAUGUUCUUUUAAAGAAGCUGAGAGAUGCAUUAGAAUCUUUAAGAGGCCGUAUGGCAGGACGACACAAGGAAGAUGUGGAGCAAGCUAUCUCUAUGGUGGAAGCUCUAGCAGUUAAGCUUACUCAAAAAGAAGGAGAACUAAUUCAAGAGAAGUUUGAAGUGAAAAAGCUAGCAAACUUUCUCAAACAGGCAUCUGAAGACGCUAAAAAGUUGGUUAACCAAGAAAAAUCCUUUGCUUGUGCUGAAAUUGAAAGUGCUAGAGGAGUGGUGCAGAGGUUUGGGGAGGCUUUAGAAGAAGAAGAAAGGAUUUGCGAAAAUUCCAAAAACCAGGCUCCCGUUGUUCAGGAACUGAUUGAGGAGGUUCAGGAGGGUAGAAGGAUUAAAUUGAUGCAUCAGCCAAAUAAGAUGAUAGAUAUGGAACAUGAACUUCGUGCUUUAAGAACUCAGAUUCGUGAGAAAUCUAUAUUUUCUGUUAAGCUUCAGAAAGAGCUUGCAAUAAGUAAGAGAGAAGAGGAAAACAAAUCCAGGUUAUAUAUGUUAGAUGGUUCUGAAUCACUAGGUUCUUGUCUACGACUACGGCCUUGCUCAGAUAGAGCUACACUGCUUUCAAAGUGUUCAUUUCAGUGGUAUCGAAUAUCAUCUGAAGGCAGCCAAAAGGAAGUUAUUGCAGGUGCCAACAAAUCAGCUUAUGCUCCUGAACCCAUUGAUGUGGGACGAAUGUUAGAAGUUGAGAUAAUCUCGAAUGGCCAAAAAGUAACUGUGACAACUGCUGGCCCAAUUGAUCCUGCUGCAGGUUUGGGAAGCUACGUGGAGACACUAUUGCGAAAGUCUAACUCUGAAUUUAAUGUAGUUAUAUCCCAAGUGAAUGGACAAGAUCAUCCUUCACGUUCCGUUCAUGUACUUAAUGUGGGGAAAAUGAGGAUAAAGCUCUGUAGAGGGUGGAUCACAAAAGCUAGAGAAAUUUAUUCUAUGUCAAUGCAGCUAUGUGGAGUUAGAGCGGAAAGCACUGCUGCAGCCAAGCAACUGUUUUGGCAAGCGAGGAAAGGGCUAUCAUAUGUUUUAACAUUUGAUUCAGAGCGAGAAAGGAAUGCAGCUAUAAUUGUUUCAAGGAAAUAUGCUCAAGAUUUCAAUGUGAUUCUUGCUGGACCAGAUGAUUGAGCAUAGAAGAUAACUGAAACUGACCGAGUUUUUCUAAUACCGCGAGGGAGAUGAUAUGCAUGUGUGUGUGCAUGGUGUGAUGAUUUUCUAAUAUUCAGGUCUCUACUAAUAUGUGGUUUUCUGGUGUUAGGCAUCGUUUUUUGUUUGCCUAAUAGGUCUGUUGUAACAAGUUGAUGAAAUUUUAAUGGAUUGGUUCUCUUGUGGCUGAUACUGUAAUGCAGACGCAGUUAUGUUAAUCAAGUCCCCCUUAUUGUCUA